AUGACUCUGGGACCUGACAGGCUAGUCUUACUUUGGAUGCUGGAAGGGCGUACUCGAGUGGAUGACGCUGCUGGUUGGGAUACGUGGGAGUUGUUGGGUUAUAUAUCCUCGGGCUGUCUCCUCUCUCGCACCCUUCGCCUCGCACUUAUCGACGCCCCCUCGCCAGCCUUAUCUGCACACCCUCAAUACCCACUUCAGAGGAGCAUCAGGGACCCACCGCUGAUAUACGUCUGCUCUCCUGGUUCUGCUACAGAGCCAGGCGGAAAGGGCAGGCUUGGAAUAUUCGAUCUGGCCGACAUUCCUCCCCCUUACUCGCCCUCCUCCGUGGCCUCCGACCUCCCAAAUCCUCCGACGAUCCCAUCCGAGCUCACUCCGUCUCGCCCGGGCGCCGAUACCUCCGCCGGCAGUACCCCAGCUACACCGCAGCAAGAAGCUGACUCCCGUCGCCGUCGUUCACACCAGGCCGAGCAUCUAUCUUCUACGAAUCGCCGCCGCCGCCGCAGUUCGUCAAAUCCGCCUAACCCUUCUGUCCCCGGAACUGGAGGCCGCGCGGGAGGUCAUACGGCGGUAGACGAAGUCAGCUCACUUCACGAACAAAACCAGAUCCAGUCCGGUGUCCCAUCAGAGGGCUAUCCUCCUUCGUCCAAGCGCAGGCGCCUGGCAAAUAUGCGACCAGAUGGAAUAUCAACUACCAAUAACUACUCCCAGGUGGGCAAGGGAGGGACGGCCUCGCCUGCUCAGAAGGCCGCCGCCAGUCGCACUCUGAACGGACAGUCGUCACAUUCUAGUUCGAAUGGAGAAUCAAGGACAGGCGGUUUCCAGAAGUCUUCAAAAAAAUCGAAAUAUUUCAAUCAUGACCGAGAAGAAGUGACGAGGAUUCUCAUUCAGAGUCUCCAUGAACUUGGUUAUAGUGGUUCGGCGGCUUUGCUGAGCUCGGAAAGCGGCUACCAACUGGAGAGCCCCGCGGUGGCCAUCUUCAGGAAUGCAAUACUCGAGGGACGAUGGGCUGAGGCGGAGCGCAUCCUGGUACAAUCGUUUCAGGCGUCCGAGCAGGGACAAACCGAGGAUGAAACGACGAGCAAGGAAAAGUUGGCACUGGUGGAAAAUGCCGAUAAGAGUGAAAUGCUUUUCUAUCUGCGGCAACAAAAGUUCCUUGAACUACUGGAAGAACGAGCUCUCCCAGGAGCAUUGAUUGUUCUUCGACAGGAGCUGACUCCUUUGGACUACGACAUCGGACGCCUGCACGCUCUGUCUAGUCUUCUUAUGUGCCCCCCAGAGCACCUUCACGACCAAGUCGGCUGGGAUAGCCCAGUUGGCUUCUCCAGGGAGCGACUGCUGUCAGAACUGUCAAAAUUUAUAUCCCCGUCGGUCAUGAUCCCGGAUAAUCGGCUUGCCACCUUGUUAGACCAUGUUAAACAGAAUCAGAUCAACCAUUGCCUAUAUCACAAUACCGCAGAGUCACCGUCUCUUUACUCAGAUCAUAUGUGCGACCGCAACGAUUUCCCUCUUAGCACGAAACUCGAGCUGAAUCAACAUUCUGAUGAGGUUUGGCACUGUCAAUUUUCUCAUGAUGGUACGAAAUUAGUCACGGCAGGCCGGGACAGCAGUGUGAUUAUUUACGACACGAGUACAUUUUCCGUCCUGUAUAAACUUUUGGGGCACGAAGCUGGGGUUGCUCAUGCCGUUUGGAGCCCGGAUGACAGCAAGUUAAUCACCUGUUCGCAGGACAAGACAGCCCGCGUAUGGAGCAUGGAGACUGGGAGAUGCCUUCUGACUAUCAACCACCACCGGCAACCGGUAACCGCGGCUGUCUGGGCUCCCGACGGGGAAUCAUUCGUAACCGCGUCUCUUGAUAAGAGCUCCCAGUUGUGCCAUUGGAGCAUCCGCGGCCAGCCCCUGCACAUGUGGCCCAACGGUUUCCGCGUUCAAGAUUGUGCGAUAACACCUGAUGGCCGACGUCUGAUUGCCGUAGACGUGGAGAGUAAGAUCCGCGUCUUCAAUUUCAAUACUCACGAGCAGGAAUACAGUCUUCCCCUGAAGAGCAAAGCGACUUCUGUCGCUGUCAGCAGCGAUUCGCGCUACAUGCUCGUAAAUCUUACCGAGUGCGAGAUUCAACUGAUCGACAUUGAAACGUCAGAGGUCCUCCGCCGUUUCCAAGGCCAAAAACAGAGCACGUUUAUUAUCCGCAGUACAUUUGGAGGAGCUGCAGAGAACUUCGUUGUCAGCGGUAGUGAAGACUCCCGGAUUUACGUAUGGCAUAAGGAGAAUGGGUCGCUCGUUGAGACGCUCGAAGGACAUCUUCAGGGGUGUGUGAACGCAAUCUCAUGGAACCCUGCUGAUCCUGGCAUGUUUGCUUCCGCGGGUGAUGACUGCUUGGUUAAGAUGUGGGUACCAUUCAAUACCGUCUUGGAUAUGGAAGUUCCAUACUAA
Molecule: messenger RNA, 2430 nt
Organism: Aspergillus versicolor CBS 583.65
Lineage: Eukaryota; Fungi; Ascomycota; Eurotiomycetes; Eurotiales; Aspergillaceae
Exons: 8
Coding region: 1-2430 (809 amino acids)
Biological process (GO): proteasome-mediated ubiquitin-dependent protein catabolic process
Cellular component (GO): GID complex
Molecular function (GO): protein binding
Source: RefSeq, a predicted model, not a curated record